Molecule: messenger RNA, 2682 nt
Organism: Cajanus cajan (pigeon pea)
Lineage: Eukaryota; Viridiplantae; Streptophyta; Magnoliopsida; Fabales; Fabaceae
Product: putative galacturonosyltransferase 10
Molecular function (GO): polygalacturonate 4-alpha-galacturonosyltransferase activity
Source: RefSeq, a predicted model, not a curated record
CUGGUUAGUGGUUUGUUUCUGAUCUCAUUGAGUUUGAGAAGACAACGCAAAAUUGAGAACCGACCAUUCUUAAUGGGUCAUCGAAGCCUUAAUCACAAGCUGACAUGGCACGAUCAGGACCGUUUGUCAAUGUCACUGAAAAUGAAGUGCCAAAAAAGAACUGCGUAACAUGAAGCCACUUCCAUUCAUUUCCUCCUUAAGCAUACUGUAGUGCUCACGAAGCACUUCACGAGCGCAUGCCCACCAAAGCAAAGCCAAAUAUUUAUUCCAAGUCUGAAUCUUUUGGCCCCUGAUAUUCCAAAUCCGGAAACUUCAGAUCUCGGGUAUACCUUUGUGAUCCAGAAGUAUUGUUUUUUGUUUUGCUCUGAGCAUUGCUUUCCCGGAAAACGGUUUCCGGGAAAAUAAGUGAAGGAAGGGCGCAAUUGGGGUUUGGAGAAAGUUGGGAGAUGAGGCGAAGAACGACGGAUUUUCGUAGGCCAGUGCGUAGGAGGGUUCCAGAUGCGUUGUGGUGGGCAUUGUGCUGUGCAGUGAUUCUUCUCUUUGUCUAUAUUCUCAGCAAAGGGAACAAAAUUGAGUCCAGACCCGCUUUGACAAAGAGACCUUACAAGCAUGAUAAGAUUAUGGAAAGCCUUAAUAUUACUGAAGAGAUGUUAAGCUCUAACUCAGUCACAAGACAACUUAAUGAUCAGAUAUCCCUGGCAAAAGCUUUUGUUGUAAUUGCAAAAGAAAGUAACAAUCUCCAAUUUGCUUGGGAAUUAAGUGCCCAGAUCCACAAUUCGCAGAUGCUCCUCUCAAAUGCUGCCACUAGGCGUGUUCCUUUAACAACCAGGGAAACAGAUAGGGCUAUCCAUGAUAUGGCAUUAUUGUUAUACCAGGCCCAGCAGCUCCAUUAUGAUAGUGCAAACAUGAUCAUGAGAUUCAAAGCAAAGAUUCAAGCUCUUGAGGAACAGAUGAAUUCUGUUAGUGAAAAGAGUUCAAAAUAUGGACAAAUAGCUGCUGAAGAAGUCCCAAAAAGCCUGUAUUGUCUUGGUGUCCGGUUGACAACAGAAUGGUUCAAAAACUUUAAUUUGCAAAAGAAAUUGAAGGACAAAAGGCAUGUGGAGAUGAAGCUUAAGGAUAACAAUCUUUACCACUUUUGUGUUUUCUCUGAUAACAUUCUUGCAACUUCAGUUGUGGUCAAUUCAACUGCAAUGAAUUCAAAAAACCCUAAUAUGAUUGUUUUCCACCUUGUCACUGAUGAAAUAAACUAUGCUGCAAUGAAGGCAUGGUUCACUAUGAAUGAUUUCCGUGGGGUGACAGUUGAAGUUCAGAAGUUUGAAGACUUUAGUUGGUUAAAUGCUUCAUAUGUUCCUGUGCUCAAGCAACUUCAAGAUUCAGAAAUACAGAGCUACUACUUUUCUGGCAAUAGUGAUGAGGGAAGGACACCUAUCAAGUUCCGAAACCCUAAAUAUCUUUCCAUGCUUAAUCACCUGAGAUUCUACAUCCCUGAAGUUUUUCCUGCACUAAAGAAGGUGGUGUUCCUCGACGAUGAUGUUGUGGUUCAGAAGGAUCUUUCUGGUCUUUUCUCCAUUGAUUUGAAUGGGAAUGUAAAUGGAGCUGUUGAAACAUGCAUGGAAACAUUUCACAGAUACCACAAAUACUUGAACUAUUCCCAUCCUCUUAUACGCACACAUUUUGAUCCUGAUGCUUGCGGUUGGGCAUUUGGGAUGAAUGUGUUUGAUUUGGUUGAAUGGAGGAAAAAGAAUGUAACUGGCAUCUACCACUACUGGCAGGAAAAGAAUGUAGACCGGACAUUGUGGAAACUCGGUACCUUGCCUCCUGGAUUAUUGACAUUUUAUGGAUUAACUGAACCCUUGGAUCCAUCAUGGCAUGUUUUGGGUUUUGGCUACACCAAUGUUGAUCCUCAGUUAAUAGAGAGAGGAGCUGUACUUCACUUCAAUGGGAACUCCAAACCAUGGUUGAAGAUUGGGAUUGAGAAGUACAAGCCUUUAUGGGAAAAAUAUGUUGAAUACUCUCAUCCGUUAUUGCAACAGUGUAACUUUCAUUGAUUUUGAAUACUUGAAACCUUGGUGGAAGAUUCAGAUUCAGAAGUAGUAGCCCCUAUUGUUGGGGUAGGAGAAUGUGUCACUAGCUGUUUAUGGAACUGGUAGGCUUGGUGAUCCCCACUGGAGAUGCAAAUUGAGGUCUUAAUUCGUAGUCAGAAAUGCUUGUACAAUUUUAAAUGGUCAAGCAUGUGUGGUGGCUUUAACUUGGUGCCUUCAUUGAAUCUGGAUCUUCUGUUGUAGCAUAUAGAUGUUUAUUUGUCACGUAUUAGACUAUAUCAGUUCAUAGUUUUUAAGUGUAGUCAAAGGAUGAGAUCAGCUGCAAACUGUUUAUUGUUCACUACUGUCCUGUGCAAGACCAGAUGUUCUUUCCCAUGGCAUUCAUUUGCUGAAACUUUAUCCUGCUAUUCUUGUUGCCAUUUUUUCAAAAGAAAUUACUGUCAUUAUAGUUCUCAUGUAUCACAAAACUACCUAGUUUAUUUAUUUCAGAAACAGAUUCCAGUUGCAUUUGUUGUCCUUUAUGGAGAAUGUUUCUCUCGCAUGCUUGUGUACAAGUAUGUUACGGAUAUUUUGUACCUCAUAUCAAUAUUCCAAAGAUCUGGUUUAGCUUAUUAAUAAAAUCUAUGAUUGUUAAUUCAAA